Messenger RNA from Contarinia nasturtii (swede midge), 1670 nucleotides. It is a transcript of the gene Daao1, whose product is annotated as D-aspartate oxidase. Gene Ontology annotation, molecular function: D-amino-acid oxidase activity; FAD binding. The transcript has 5 exons. The record is from RefSeq and is a predicted model, not a curated record. Bases 327 to 1334 code for a protein of 335 amino acids. NCBI's taxonomy places the organism in Eukaryota, Metazoa, Arthropoda, Insecta, Diptera, Cecidomyiidae.
UAAAAUGUCGUCACACUCCGUUAAAUAUUAAUAUUGUACGAAAAACAGACGGAAAAAUGCAACACGCGUCUACCAUGUAUUUCAAAUAUUUAAUUUCAACGGAUAUUUGCAAUUGACAACAAAAUUCACUUGAGAAACAUUCAUUACAAAAUGUCAAAAAGUUAUAUGCGCUUACAUGCAGCUGUGUCAGUCUAUGACAAUCAAAAUAAAACUCCAAACCAUACACAACCUAAUACAAUUUGUAUUGGAAAAGGAGUAUUUAAUCGUAUAUUGAAAGCGCAAAACGUUCUACAAAAUAUAAAGGAAUUAAGCAUUUUGAAUCAGAGAUGAGUUUCGCGGUAUUGGGUGCAGGUGUUUGCGGUCUAUCGACGGCUUUGGAGGUACAGAAUAAAUAUCCAAAUUCAAAAGUCAGUUUGAUCGCCGAAAAAUUUGGUCGAGAUACAACGAGUGAUGUAGCUGCUGGCAUUUUUCGACCGGGACCCAGUUUCUCCGGGCCAAACGAGACAGUUACAAGAAAAUGGAUGAAUGAUUCGUAUGCAUAUUGGGACAAACUUCGUCUAAGAGAGGAUGCUUCGUUGUCGGGUGUCACGCAAUUAUCGGCAUACGUUUUUUCGAGCACCGACCCAUCGAUCGUUCGAAAUCAUUUUCUAGAAGGCUUAUUACCACUAUACCGACCAUGUACUGAAGAAGAAUUAAGCAUUUGUCCAGGUGAUUGGAAAUAUGGUUCAUUUUUCACCACAGUUUUGACAGAGUGCCGACUCUGGCAGUCAUGGGCGCAAAGAAAAUUCGAGCAAAAUAAUGGAAAAGUUGUACAGAAGCAAAUCACAAAAUUGACCGAAUUCAAUGGUAAAAAAUAUGAUGCAGUUUUUAACUGCACUGGCUUGGGCGCACAAAAGUUAUGCAAUGAUGUUAAAGUGGUGCCGAUUCGCGGUCAAAUAAUCAAAGUCCGUGCACCAUGGGUGAAAACAGCUUUUUAUGCCGACUACGAUACAUAUAUUCUGCCCGGUUUUGGUGGUAUUGUCACGUUGGGCGGAACAAGAAGUUAUGAAAGUUAUAACAUGAAAAUUGAUAAAUACGAUUCACUUUCGAUACGUGAACGUUGCGAAGCAUUGGUGCCCAGUUUGGCCAAAGCAACCGUUGUUCGUGAAGCAGUUGGAUUGCGGCCAUAUCGUAGUUCUGUGAGGGUCGAACAUGAAUUGCUGAAGGAUUCAUUCGGACAACCACUACGAGUUAUUCACAACUAUGGACACGGCGGCUAUGGCGUGACAACAAGUCCCGGCACCGCAGCCUAUGCAGUUCAUCUAUUUGGAGAAAUGCACCGUAGCAAACUAUAAAUCUCCGAUUUUUCAAACAAAAAUCCAUCAAAAAGAGAUUCAAAUGAUAUCCAAAGAGAAAAACGCAAAAAUAUAAUUCAACGAAAUAAAUUCCAUAUUUAAAUUGUAAGACAAUAACAAAUUGUAGGCUAUGUACAAAAAAAAAACAAAAACCAAUAUAUUUGACAUACAUUCACCAACACAUAGAAAGGCACCAUAUGACAGCGGAGAGUAUAGGUUGGAUGACAUUUGGUUUUGUUUUUAUUUUAAAUGAAAAUAUUGACCGUAGUGUGGAGUAAAAACCAAAUUUUAUUCGUUUAAAAUAAAAUUCAAUCUACGAUUUUGCUUUAUAUCGAA